AUACACUAUAUUGCCAAAAGUAUUGGGACACUCCUCCAAAUCACUGGAUUCAGGUGUUCCAAUCACCUCCAUGGCCACAGGUGUAUACAGACUGCUUCUACAAACAUUUGUGAAAGAAUGGGUCGCACUCAUGAGCUCAGUGAAUUAAAGCGUGGUACCGUGAUAGGUUGCCACCUGUGCAAUAAGUCCAUCCAUGAAAUUUCCUUGCUACUAAAUAUUCCAUGGUCAAUUGUUAGUGGUAUUAUAACAAAGUGGAAGCAACUGGGAACAACAGCAACUCGUUUCAACAACAGACCACGUAAAAUGACAGAGCGGGGGGUCAGUGCAUGCUGAAGUGCACAGUGUGCAGAAGUUGCCAACUCAAGUCGUCAAUAGCUAAAAAACUCCAAACUUCGUGUGACCUUCAGAUUAGCACAGCAGUGCAUAUAGAGCUUCAUGGAAUGGGUUUCCAUUACCCAGCAGCUGCAUCCAAGCCUUACAUCACCAAGUGUAAUGCAAAGCGUCAGAUGGAGUGGUGUAAAGCACGCCGCCACUGGACUCUAG
This is a messenger RNA of Staurois parvus, 543 nucleotides long. The record is from the annotation of a GenBank genome assembly. NCBI's taxonomy places the organism in Eukaryota, Metazoa, Chordata, Amphibia, Anura, Ranidae.